This is a messenger RNA of Acipenser ruthenus (sterlet), 1923 nucleotides long. RefSeq names its product kyphoscoliosis peptidase-like. The transcript is spliced from 8 exons. Lineage: Eukaryota; Metazoa; Chordata; Actinopteri; Acipenseriformes; Acipenseridae. The coding region runs from base 1 to 1713 and encodes 570 amino acids. The record is from RefSeq and is a predicted model, not a curated record.
AUGGUCCUCCUCAGCAAUGCUGACAUCCGGUUCUGUAACAUCCGGGUCGACCACCAGUGCAGGCGGGGUUUUAUUGCUGACAACAAGAACAAGGAGAUCAGUGUGAAGACAGCAGGUUUUGCCUACCCUUGGGACCAGUCCAGUUUUAAGAGCCUCCAGGUGGAUCUGAAGAAAUUCAAACAGCUUGAUGACUUCGCCUCUCAGGUAAGCACUCGGAGCAGUGUGGAGGUCCUGGUGAAAGAGCUGCUCCAGAAAGCCCAGACUGAUCUAGAAAAGCUGCGAGCAAUCUGGAUUUGGGUCACUCACCACAUCGAGUAUGACGUGAAGGGGUAUUACAACACUGAGCUGCGGACGGGGGUCCCGGGGGAUGUACUGCAGUCUGGGAAGGCCGUGUGUGCUGGAUAUGCAGGGCUCUUCAAGGAGAUGUGCCGUUUUGCAGGGAUCAACUGUGUGAUGGUAUCGGGCCAUUCCAAAGGAUUCAGCUAUGAGCCAGGAGAUCGCUUCACAGGAUCCGGGAACCACGCCUGGAAUGCUGUGAGUCUGGAGGGAAGAUGGCAUCUCCUGGACAGCACCUGGGGAGCUGGCAAUGUCAGCAGAAAUAGCUCCCAAUUCACAUUCCAGUACAAUGAAUUCUAUUUCCUCACACACCCUGCACUUUUCAUUGGUGAUCAUUUCCCACUCAAAGAUGAAUGGCAAUUGCUGAAUCCGAGGGUGUCUCUCAGACAGUUUGAAAAGGCUCUUAUGAAAAUGAGUAGUUUCUACAGCUGUGACCUUCGUUCUAUAAACCCAGAUUCUUCACUGAUAGAAACAGCCAAUGGCAAGGCUACAAUCACUGUGAAGAGUCAAUCUCCUGCUCUGUUCACACACACCUUAAAUGGAAAGAAUGAAUGUGGCAUCAUUACCUUGACAGCACACGGGAUGAUCCUGGAUAUCUAUCCAAAGAGUACCGGAAAACACAAGCUUAACAUUUUUGCAAAACAUUUUGAUGCAACAGAAACCUAUGAUUGUGUGUGUGAAUAUCAACUUCAGUGUGAGUCUGUCCAUAAAGAAAUGAAGCUGCCCUCUGCCAUGAUGAACCCAGUGGGCCCCAGCUGGCUAACAGAGAUGAAGGGUCUCCUCCAGCCCUCCCAGUGCAGCCCUAUAGUCUACACCCAGGACGGGCGCUGUGCCUUCAGAUUCCUGCUGGAGAAGGACCUCAGCUUCGUCCUAAAGCUGAGUCUGGAGAAUGUCAAUCUCUCUGAUGACUUGAGCAGACAUGUCUUUAUUUACAGAGAGGGGAACUGGGUGGAAUUUAAAAUCCAGAUCCCCAGGGCCGGCAUGUAUCUUUUCACCAUUUUUGCCAAAGAAAAGUCUGCGCCUGGAAAAAACCACCAUUUUGUGUGUAAUUAUUUCAUCUCCUGCAGCAACCCCAGCGUGCAGUGGCCAGUCUUCCCUUUGGUCUACGCUUCCUGGCAGCAGGAAUAUGAGCUGGUGGAGCCUCUCUCUGGAGUCCUGCCAGCUCAGCGCACCCUGCAGUUCAAGGUGAAGAUCCCCGGUGUGGAGAAGGUGCUGGUGGGAAGCAGAGACACUCAGGAGCUCAGUGUGUCCAGCGAUGGCUACUGGACUGGGAGCUGCAGCACAGCCGGCUGUAAGGACCUGACUGUGAUGGUGCUGCACAAACCCAAUGACAGCUCUUACUCCUUGGUGCUUCAGUAUCAAGUGGAAAACAACUGAGAUAAUUGAUCUAUCUUUUUCAAAAGAUUUGCAACCUGAUUUAUAAUGUCAUUUAUCAAAGCAAAUGCCAGUGAUGUAGGGAAAUAAAUAUAGAAAUACUACAAGAAAUGUAAUAAAUAUAGAACUACUAAAAUAAACGUAAUAAAUCCAAUGACAACAUAACUUUACUUGUUAACUGUAUGUCUUUUUCUGAGUGCACUGUCAAAUAAA